AACAGUGAGUAAAAUUCACAUGGUCUCCUGGCUUUAAAUGCCUGCAACAGCGCCACGAAACAAAACCUACACCGAAACGAAACGUACCAAGGAAAUAGAAACUUACCUUAUAGCUUCCGCGACUGUCCUGUUAUUCGGGCAGUGAGGUUUUUUACCUGCCGACGAGCAACACUGUCCCCAGCGCGACCCUCUCUACAUUUUAAGAAGAUGAAUUCUCUGAACCAGCAGUACGAGGAGAAGGUGCGUCCCUGCAUUGACCUGAUCGACUCCCUCCGCUCUCUGGGAGUGGAGAAGGACCUGGCGCUGCCUGCCAUAGCCGUGAUAGGGGACCAGAGCUCCGGGAAGAGUUCGGUGCUGGAGGCGCUGUCCGGGGUGGCUCUGCCAAGAGGAAGCGGCAUUGUUACAAGAUGUCCUCUGGAGCUGAAGAUGAAGAAAAGGAACGAAGGUCAGGAUUGGUAUGGAAAGAUCAGUUACCAAGAACAUGAGGAGGAGAUAGAAAAUCCUGCAACUGUGGAGAAAAUAAUUGCAAGAGCACAAAAUAAAAUAGCUGGAAAGGGCAGUGGGAUCAGCGAUGAACUCAUUACUCUGGAAAUCGCCUCCCCGAAUGUCCCAGACCUGACUCUCAUCGAUCUUCCUGGCAUUGCCAGGGUGGCGGUGGCGGGACAGCACGAGAGAAUCGGUGAUCAGAUAAAGGGACUCAUCGAGAAGUACAUCAAAAAACAGGAAACCAUCAGUCUGGUGGUGGUUCCAUCCAAUGUGGACAUAGCGACCACAGAGGCUUUGCACAUGGCUAAACAGGUUGAUCCCUUUGGAGAGAGGACUCUGGGUAUUCUGACUAAGCCUGACUUGGUGGACAAAGGCACAGAGGAGACAGUGUUGAAAACAGUCCACAAUAAAGUCAUCCCUCUGAAGAAGGGCUACAUGAUUGUCAAAUGCAGAGGCCAGAAGGAGAUUUCAGAGAAUCUGUCUCUUGCUGAAGCAAUCGAGAGAGAGAACGCCUUCUUUCAUGAUCAUUCGCAUUUCCAGACUCUGUUAUAUGAUGGUCUGGCCACCGUCCCUAAACUAGCAGAAAAACUCACACUGGAGCUUGUGAAUCACAUCCAGAGAUCCCUGCCUGAACUGGAAAAGCAGAUGGAGACUAAACUGAAAGAGACUCAGGCAAAGUUGGACAAAUUGGGCUGUGGACCGCCGACUGAUUGCACUGAGAGACUUGGUUUCCUUAUCGAUAGGGUGACGGCAUUCACACAGGAUGCCAUUUACCUCAGCAAAGGGGAGGACAUAAAAUGUGGAUACAAGUCCAAGAUCUUCUCCAUACUCAGACAACAGUUUGCUGUUUGGAAAACAAUUAUCGAUAACUCCGGAACAACAUUCAACUGGAAUAUUCAGAAGGAGGUGGCUCAGUAUGAACGCAAGUACCGCGGGAAAGAGCUCCCAGGCUUCGUCAACUACAAGACGUUCGAAGCCAUGGUGAAGGAGCAGAUCAAGGAGCUGGAGGAGCCUGCGAUCAUAAAACUCAAGGAGGUGACAGAACUUGUGAAGAAAGAGCUGUUUGGAUUGGCCCAGAGGAGCUUGGUUGGCCUGCCUAACCUUAUCAGAACUGCUAAGAUGAAGAUCGAAGCCAUCGGUAACGACAAGGAAGCCUUGGCGGAGUCCAUGCUGCGGACCCAGUUUAAGAUGGAGCUGAUUGUCUACACCCAGGACUGCAGAUACAGCAAGAAGUUGGGGAAGAGGAAGAGAGAAGAAAUCCCCAACAACAACGAAACUGGAGCCAACCUGAAGGAGAUGAUGAGACACCUGAAAUCCUACUACCAAAUUGCUGGUCAGCGUCUGGCCGACCAGAUCCCCCUGGUGAUCCAGUACCAGGCGCUGCAGGAGUCUGCCGUUCAGCUGCAGAGAGACAUGCUGCAGAUGCUUCAAGACAAGGAGAAAAUGGAGCUGCUGCUCCAGGAGGACGGAGGCGUGAAAAACCACAGAGUCCUCCUGCACAACUCCAUCAAGCGUCUCUCCAAGGCACGCAUCGUGCUAAGUGAAUUCAGCAUGAACACAUACGACUUCAGCACAACAGAAUCGUCUUAUUUUAAAUCAGAAGCGAUGACUACAUUGAAUCAACACUACGAGGAGAAGGUGCGUCCCUGCAUCGACCUGAUCGACUCCCUCCGCUCUCUGGGAGUGGAGAAGGACCUGGCGCUGCCUGCCAUAGCCGUGAUAGGGGACCAGAGCUCCGGGAAGAGUUCGGUGCUGGAGGCGCUGUCCGGGGUGGCUCUGCCAAGAGGAAGCGGCAUAGUCACAAGAUGUCCUCUUGAGCUGAAGAUGAAGAGAAGGAGAGAAGGCCAGGACUGGUAUGGAAAGAUCAGUUACCAAGAAUUUGAGGAGGAGCUAAAUGAUCCUGCAAUUGUGGAGAAAAAAAUCAGAGAAGCACAGGAUGAAAUGGCCGGAGUCGGAGUGGGGAUUUGCGAUGACCUCAUCACUCUGGAAAUUGCUUCCCCGGACGUGCCGGACCUGACUCUCAUCGACCUUCCUGGCAUCGCCAGGGUGGCUGUAAAGGGACAACCAGAGAACAUUGGUGAUCAGAUAAAGCGACUCAUCGACAAGUUUAUUAAAAAACAAGAAACCAUCAGUUUGGUGGUGGUUCCAUCCAAUGUGGACAUCGCGACCACGGAGGCUUUAAAGAUGGCUCAACAGGUUGAUCCCGAUGGAGAAAGGACUCUGGGUAUUUUGACCAAACCUGACCUGGUGGACAAAGGCACGGAAGAGACGGUGGUGGAAAUAGUCAACAACGAAGUCAUCCAGCUGAAGAAAGGCUACAUGAUCGUCAAAUGCAGAGGCCAGAAGGAGAUCACAGAGAAGGUGUCUCUGACUGAAGCCAUUGAGAGAGAGAAAGACUUCUUUAAAAAUCACCCCUAUUUCCACACUUUGUACAACAAAGAGCUUGCAACCGUUCCCAUUCUGGCGGAGAAACUUACCAUUGAGCUGGUGCAUCACAUCGAGAAAUCUCUCCCAAGACUGGAAGAGCAGAUAGACGACAAGCUGAAGCAAACUCAGAUGGAGCUCGACCGGUACGGUAACGGACCUCCGUCCGAUGCGGCGGAGAGACUCGUCUUCCUGAUUGAUAAAGUGACGGCGUUCACCCAGGAUGCCAUCAGUCUGACCACAGGGGAGGAGCUGAAGUGCGGGGAGAGACUCAACGUCUUCACUGUGCUUAGGAGAGAGUUUGGGAAUUGGAAGGCGCACCUGGACAAUUCAGGAGAAAAUUUUAACAGAAAAAUCGAAAGAGAGGUGGAGGAAUAUGAGGAGCGGUACCGUGGAAGAGAGCUACCAGGCUUCAUCAACUACAAGACCUUCGAGGUGAUGGUGAAGGAGCAGAUCAAACAGCUGGAAGAACCAGCCAUCAUGAAGCUUAAGGGUGUCGGAGAUGCUAUCAAGAAAACUUUCACUCAGCUGGCCCAUAACAGCUUCAUGGGAUUCCCCAAUCUUUUGAAAACAACCAAGGCAAAGAUUGAGGCCAUUAAGCAGCUAAAGGAAUCCUCUGCUGAACUGAUGUUGAGGACCCAGUUUCAGAUGGAGCUGCUGGUUUACUCCCAGGAUAAGACCUACAGCAGCAGUCUGACUGAGAGCAAGAGUGAAGAGGAGAAAGAGAAAGACCUCUACAAUCAGCAGGCUCUCAAACUCCCUACUAAAAGCCCCAUUACAUCCCUUUCAAGGAGCAUGGUGUUCUGCAUGGACAAUCAUGCAACACUUCAAGAGCUGAUGGUGCAUCUUAAAUCAUACUACAAAAUUGCCGGAAUGCGUCUGGCCGACCAGAUCCCCCUGGUGAUCCGCUAUGAGAUGCUGCAACAGUCCGCCGUCCAGCUGCAGAGGGAAAUGCUGCAGUUGCUUCAGGACAAGGAAAAUGUGGACUUCCUACUGAAGGAGGACUACGACAUCGGCAACAAGAGGGAUGCGUUGCAGAGUCGCACGAAGCGCCUCAUGGAGGCCCGGAGAUACCUGGCGGAGUUCUAG
Messenger RNA from Xiphophorus hellerii (green swordtail), 3999 nucleotides. RefSeq lists its product as uncharacterized. The coding region runs from base 208 to 3999 and encodes 1263 amino acids. The transcript has 24 exons. The record is from RefSeq and is a predicted model, not a curated record. NCBI's taxonomy places the organism in Eukaryota, Metazoa, Chordata, Actinopteri, Cyprinodontiformes, Poeciliidae. Gene Ontology annotation, cellular component: microtubule; nucleus; cytoplasm. Gene Ontology annotation, biological process: receptor internalization; synaptic vesicle budding from presynaptic endocytic zone membrane; defense response to virus. Gene Ontology annotation, molecular function: GTP binding; microtubule binding; GTPase activity.